GCUUCUGGGGAGAAAGUUCGAAUGACAGAGACACAAGUGCUGGUGGCUACACCUCAGAAACACUUACUUGCUGCAAGACUGAAGCUAAUCUCCGAGCUGUGGGAUGCAGGGAUCAAGGCAGAGAUGUUUUACAAGAAGGAUCCUAAACUGCUGAAACAGCUGCAGUAUUGUGAGGACAUGGGGAUCCCCCUCGCUGCCAUUGUAGGGGAGCAAGAGCUGUCAGAUGGCGUCGUCAAGCUGCGAGAUGUCGCAACAAGAGAGGAGGUUGAUGUCCCAAGACGAAAGCUCAUUGAUGAGAUCAGAAGAAGGCUGGAGCCCUAG
Messenger RNA from Eurypyga helias (sunbittern), 321 nucleotides. RefSeq names its product histidine--tRNA ligase, cytoplasmic-like. The transcript is spliced from 3 exons. Gene Ontology annotation, molecular function: identical protein binding. The record is from RefSeq and is a predicted model, not a curated record. The annotation marks the transcript as partial. Lineage: Eukaryota; Metazoa; Chordata; Aves; Eurypygiformes; Eurypygidae. Gene Ontology annotation, cellular component: mitochondrion. Gene Ontology annotation, biological process: mitochondrial translation.